Molecule: messenger RNA, 586 nt
Organism: Hippocampus zosterae (dwarf seahorse)
Lineage: Eukaryota; Metazoa; Chordata; Actinopteri; Syngnathiformes; Syngnathidae
Product: protein C19orf12 homolog
Exons: 2
Coding region: 29-454 (141 amino acids)
Source: RefSeq, a predicted model, not a curated record
GUUUGUCAAUUUCUGCAGCGUUGGCAAGAUGGCGCCCAGGGUGGACGACGUCAUGCGCCUGUGCUGCGACAUCUCAUCUCAUGAGCAAAUCAAGGUGGCGGUCAAAGGCUCGGCCAAGGGAGCCUUGAUGGCGGGCGGCGGCGCCUUUGUGGGAGGCCUGGUGGGCGGACCGCCCGGCAUUGCUGUCGGGGGCGUGGUGUGCAGCCUCCUGGCAGCCUGGAUGUCGAGCGGCCAGUUCCGCCCGCUGGCUCAGAUCCUGGCCGAGCUGCCCCCGGCGCAGCGCGACCAACUGUGCCGGGACGUGAGCGCCGUCCUGGCCGGCUUGAACUGGACGGACGCGGCGCAGCUGGUCGCCUUGGUGACGGGCAACGCCACGCUGCAGCAGCGGGUGCUCGCCGCCCUGCUCAACUACGUCACCAGGGAGCUCGGAGCACAGGUGCGCUACAAAGACUGAGCAAAAGCAAAGCCCCGAGCUCCCACCGGACCGCUGCUCCUUUUUUUUUUUUUUUCCAGAAACUUACCCCUCACCAUCCUUGUGCCUAUUUAUUACUAUGCCAUGUCCAUUUCAUAAAAUGCAACACGGUGA